CGCUUUUUCUUCUCCUCUUUCUCUCCGCUCUCUCCCUCCCUUUCUUUCUUCCCUUCCCAAAUAAAUCUAGAGUCAUUCCUCUACUCAUUUGUUUGUUUUCUUCUUCGUCUUUAAAAUCAUCCUCCUUUCUCUAUCUUGCACUCUUCCAUCCGAUCCUCUCACUCCUCACCACCACACCACCAACGCCCCAGUCGGCUUCACAUUCCCCUCUCAUAUAACCAUGUCGGUCGUCUCCCUCCUCGGCGUCAAGAUCGUCAACAAUCCCGCCCCAUUCACGGCCCCCUACCAAUUCGAGAUCACCUUCGAGUGCCUUGAACAGCUCCAAAAAGAUCUGGAGUGGAAGCUCACCUACGUCGGUUCUGCCACCUCUUCCGAAUAUGACCAAGAACUGGAUUCCCUGCUCGUGGGCCCCAUCCCCGUGGGCGUCAACAAAUUCAUCUUCGAAGCCGACCCGCCAGACCUGAAGCGCAUCCCCACCUCGGAAAUCCUGGGCGUCACCGUCAUCCUCCUCACCUGCAGCUACGAUGGCCGGGAAUUCGUCCGGGUGGGCUACUAUGUGAACAACGAGUACGACUCGGAGGAACUCAGCAACGAGCCGCCGGCCAAGCCCAUCAUCGAGCGCAUCCGCCGCAAUAUCCUUGCCGAGAAGCCCCGUGUCACCCGCUUUGCCAUCAAGGACUCGGAUGAGUCCGCCCCCGCCGAAUACCCCCCCGACCAGCCGGAUGCCGACCUGGUCGACGACAGCAACACAUACGGCGCGGAGGAGGCCGAGUUGGAGGCAGCGCUCGUCAAGGAGCUCGAAGAAGCGGAGCAACACGAUUCCUCGCGCGGCGAAGACCAGGACAUGGAAGGCGGGGAGGCCACUGCCGGCGACGAGGAGGACAUCUCCGACGCAGAAAGUGAGGACAUCGAGGACGAGAGCGACGAUGACGACGAGGAGCUGGACGAGGAGGAAGGCGGCGACGGCGACGAGGACAUCGAGAUGGGCGAUGACUCGGAGCCCAAGGACGAGGCGGCCGGCGGCGCCAGCAGCAACAACCCCACGGCCCAACAUCAGCCGGAACUGAUGGUCCACUAGACCUUGACUCAAACGCAACAGAAGCGUAAGAGAGUGAGGCACUGGUAUAUUCUUUGUUUAUCUGGUUAUUUUCCGAAUGAUUUCACGAUUGGGUUUGAAACCGCUUUUUCUUCUUCG
Messenger RNA from Aspergillus homomorphus CBS 101889, 1195 nucleotides. RefSeq names its product nucleosome assembly factor ASF1 (gene asf1). The coding region runs from base 221 to 1078 and encodes 285 amino acids. Lineage: Eukaryota; Fungi; Ascomycota; Eurotiomycetes; Eurotiales; Aspergillaceae. The transcript is spliced from 4 exons. Gene Ontology annotation, molecular function: histone binding. Gene Ontology annotation, cellular component: nucleus. The record is from RefSeq and is a predicted model, not a curated record. Gene Ontology annotation, biological process: nucleosome assembly; nucleosome disassembly; DNA replication-dependent chromatin assembly.